AUGGCGAGCCGGGCGCCGCUGAGAGCCGCGCACAGUCCGCAGGGUCCCCCAGGCCAGGCCGCGCCCGCCGCCACCGGCCGGGCCGCGCUGCCCGGCGCAGGCUGCUGUCCCCUCCCUCCUGGCAGCAACUCCUCCUCCAGGCCUCGGCUGCUCCUGCUGCUGCUCCUGCUGCUCCUGCUGCUCCGGGACGCUGGAGCCCAGCAAGGUGAUGGAUGUGGACACACUGUACUAGGCCCUGAGAGUGGAACCCUUACAUCCAUCAACUACCCACGCACCUACCCUAACAGCACCGUGUGUGAAUGGGAGAUCCGAGUAAAGAUGGGAGAAAGAAUUCACAUCAAAUUUGGUGACUUUGACAUUGAAGAUUCUGAUUCUUGUCACCUUAAUUACCUGAAAAUCUAUAAUGGAAUUGGAGUCAGUAGAACGGAAAUAGGCAAAUACUGUGGUCUGAAUUUACAAAUGAAUCAGUCAAUUGAAUCCAAAGGCAAUGAAAUCACAGUGCUGUUCAUGAGUGGAAUCCAUACUUUUGGACGAGGAUUUUUGGCUUCAUACUCAGUUAUAGAUAAACAAGAUUUAAUCACUUGUUUGGAUAUUGUAUCUAAUUUUUCGGAACCUGAGUUCAGUAAAUACUGCCCAGCUGGCUGUCUGCUCCCUUUUGCUGAAAUAUCUGGAACAGUUCCUCAUGGGUACAGAGAUUCUUCGCCAUUGUGCAUGGCUGGAAUCCAUGCAGGAGUAGUGUCAAACGUCCUGGGUGGCCAGAUCAGUGUUGUGAUUAGCAAAGGUACCCCAUACUAUGAAAGCUCUUUGGCUAACAACGUCACCUCCGUGGUGGACUAUUUAUCUCCGAGUCUGUUUACAUUUAAGACAAGUGGCUGUUAUGGGACUCUGGGGAUGGCAUCUGGGGUGAUUGCCGACGCCCAGAUAACAGCAUCUUCUGUGCUGGAGUGGACUGACCACACGGGCCAGGAACACAGCUGGAGACCGGAGAAAGCCCGGCUGAAAAAACCCGGGCCUCCCUGGGCUGCUUUUCCCACUGACGAGCAUCAGUGGCUGCAGAUUGACCUGAGUCGGGAGAAGAAGGUAACAGGUAUUGUAACCACUGGAUCUACCAUGGUAGAACACAAUUACUAUGUGUCUGCCUAUAGAGUUCUGUACAGUGACGAUGGGCAGAAAUGGACUGUGUACCGAGAACCUGGCAUGGAGCAGGACAAGAUAUUUCAAGGAAACAAAGAUUAUCACAAGGAUGUUCGUAAUAACUUUUUGCCACCAAUUAUUGCACGUUUCAUUAGAGUGAACCCUGUCCAGUGGCAACAGAAAAUUGCCAUGAAAGUGGAACUGCUUGGAUGUCAGUAUAUUCUCAAAGGCCGUCUUCCAAAGCUUACUCAGCCUCCACCACCUCGGAACAGCAAUAACCUCAAGAACACUACAGCUCAUCCCAAACUAGGUAAAGGUCGUGCCCCUAAAUUUACUCAAGCACUUCAACCUCGAAGUAGGAAUGAACUUCCUGCACGGACUGCACAGACAACUACCACUCCUGAUAUCAAAAAUACGACUGUAACUCCCAAUGUAACCAAAGAUGUCGCACUGGCUGCUGUUCUUGUUCCUGUGCUGGUCAUGGCCCUCACCACGCUCAUCCUCAUUUUAGUGUGUGCUUGGCAUUGGAGAAACAGGAAGAAGAAAACCGAAGGCACCUAUGACCUACCGCACUGGGAUCGGGCAGGUUGGUGGAAAGGAGUGAAGCAGUUUCUCCCGGCCAAAUCCGUGGAGCACGAGGAGACGCCAGUUCGCUAUAGCAAUAGUGAAGUGAGUCACCUGAGUCCCAGAGAAGUCACCACAGUGCUCCAAGCUGAUUCUGCAGAAUAUGCACAACCCCUCGUGGGAGGAAUUGUUGGCACACUCCAUCAGAGGUCUACCUUCAAACCUGAAGAAGGAAAAGAAGCAGGCUACGCGGACCUAGAUCCUUACAACUCUCCAGUGCAGGAAGUGUAUCAUGCCUAUGCUGAACCACUGCCCAUCACGGGGCCUGAGUAUGCAACGCCAAUCGUCAUGGACAUGUCAGGGCACCCCACAGCCUCAGUUGGUCUGCCCUCCACAUCCACUUUCAAAACGGCAGGGAACCAACCUCCUCCCGCGUUAGUGGGAACUUACAACACACUUCUCUCCAGGACUGACAGCUGCUCCUCGGGCCAGGCUCAGUAUGACACCCCAAAAGGUGGGAAGCCAGCUGCUGCCCCAGAGGAACUGGUGUACCAGGUGCCGCUGAGCACCCAGGAAGUAUCUGGAGCAGGAAGGGAUGAGAAGUGGGAUGCUUUUAAAGAAAUCCUUUGAAGGUGGUGCUGCUUUUUACAAAGCAUCCAUUUAAAGCACAUGGCUUUUUAAUUACUUAGUGGUAGUAAUAGUAGAAUGUAUUAUGUAUCUGUCACUGAAGUGGGUAGGGGAAUGUGGUGACCGAGGUACAAGAAACUACUUAUCUUGCCAUCUUGCUUUAAAGGUGUUACUGUGUGGCACAGUUACUGCUUGCCUGUUACAUUUCAAACAUCCUGUUUGUUACUACUGUAAAACACUAUUUUUAAUACAGAAAAAGCUCCCUAUAAUGCACUUCAAAGAAACUGAAAAUCACUGAGUAUUUAUUACCAAUGCUGCAGGUACAUUAAUGAACUUGAGAUGGUUUGAUAAGCCUUGCUGGCAAUAAUGCAUGGUACUGUUCUUGAAAUAUCAAAUGGCUUGAAAUUCUCCCUUUGUGAAAGGUAGGUACUAUCACGUUCUCCUCCUCUGUCCACCCUGUAUUACUGUCUGCCAUCUUUUUCUUCACAACUACAGUCCAUAAACAUUGUCCUGGCUGCAGCCAUGGGCACUGCUCUGUAUUUCCCGAGGAAGGUGCAGAGUUGGAGCGCGUGCCUUGCAGUAAGCUGACUUCUUGUUUGGUGACACUCUUUUAACGCCUCCUGGCACAGGACCUGGUCUCACCUCUGCUCAUCCCACCCAGGACCUUUUGUGGCCUCGCUCCAUCCUGGGUUCAUAGAUGCUCGUGGCCUCUUUCAAUAGGCAGUCUAGAGAAACCAGUCUUCGGUUGUCAAAUAGUUUAUUUUAGUUUUCUUCAAUAAACUAUUAUAAGAAAAAGGAAGCCGACAUGAACCAGACCUGAUGGCACAGGCCUGCAGUCCCAAGUACCUGUGGCAAGAGGAUCCCAAGUUCAUGCUUUGAGGUCUACAGAGUAAAGUCAGGGUUAACCUAGGCCACUCAUAAAACCCUGUCUCAAAAUAAGAAAGGGGUGAGGAUAUGUCUUAGUGGUUUGUGCUUGCCUACAGCACGUGUGAGGCCUGAGAUUCAGUCUUAUAGUACAAAAAGAAGAACGGGCCACCAUGCCUUCUUCAGUUGUGUGUGAUUCUGUGGGAAUCUCAGUAGUCCUUUGUGUCAGACCUGGCUGACUCGUGCCAUAGCAUCUGAACUGAGCGGGAUUCUCCCCAGCGACCUGUCACUUCUUGACCUGCCUGCACUCGUUUCUGAUAGGGUACAUUAGACAUUGUAAUGGGUUAGGCUGUAGUGCGCGGAAACCACCUUCUGUAGGCUGACAAGCUAACUGAAGAAGCUCAUCAGAUGUAGACAUAAACUCUGUACCCCUCUGCACAAACAUGUUCGUUGGUUUAGUCUUAAAGUAUCCUGGGCCAUCAGGUCCUGGUCAUUUCUCUCAGCUUGGACCAUCCAGGUUGUACAUUGCCAACCCUCACUAAAUUUGGAUAAUGGUAAACAGUAUUGACUUUGCUUCCUUCUACAAGUCCCUCAGUAUUUUAAAACAUUGCUUCAGAAACAGCUGUUUGUUUCUGCAGGUUCCCUGCCUCUGCAUCCUCCUCCUCCACCUCCUCCUCCUCCUCUUCCUCCGAUUUUGUUGCUUUCAUUGUAAUUUGCCUUUUGUUUUGCAGAUUUUGAGGCACAAUUUCACUCAUUGAAAAAUCAAUGCACAUUUUGUUUCAAGGUAACGAAGCAAAAAGCACAGAUACUGAACUUGUACUGAUACAUUUAAGAAUGUGUAAAGCACAUGAUGCAGUUGCCCCCUUUCAGGUGGGAACAAAGUAAACCAUUUGCUGUUUUAUUUUUAUUCAUGCUUAAUACACAGAGAGUAUAGUUCUGUUUGAGUCAGAUUCCUGGUGGAAGCUUUAAGAGAGACAUUUUGAAGAUGAAGUCAUUUUCCCAAAGAAGCUUGCUAUUUUGUGUAACUGUGUCUCAGAUAAUUUCCCCCAGAACUUUCUAAAAAUAAAGUGAGGCCAUGUUCUCUAGUAUGAUGCAUAUUGUAAGACUUGAUGAUUCCUAUUGCCACUGUGCUGUCUUUGAAUUCUGCCCAUGGUUUUCAUAAAAUAUCCAAUUAUUUUUAUAUAUAUUUUUACUUUGCAGAUGAAGAGCUGAGCCUGGUUCAAAUGAUUUUUUUUCUGGUUUUGUGUUUUUACUUUGUUUUUGUAUUAUAGAUUGUUUUAGGUUCUCAGUUACUUACAUGUCUGAUACAGAGCUUUGGAAGACAAUCACGUAAAAUGUGAAAGGAACCAUUUCUUGACCAAACUCCUUGAUUUUGUUUUUAAUUCUUUGCUUGAAAUAUUCAAUACUUAAGUCACUGUGGUUUAUUCGGUUUUUCUUUUCCUGAUAUUACAAUUAUAGAAAUAUGUAGACAGCAGUGUGGCAAGCGUGGCCUUCGGAGGUUUCAGAAAAUUACACUGACUUGGCUGUUACUUGAUCCUUGGAACCAGCACAGAUAGAGAGAUUGUGAAUUCUGGUUUGCAUUUUGUUAAAUACUGUGUGUAGAUCCAAGUAGUCCCUGUUGAAAUGUGCCAGGUCCAGUCCAGUUAUUUAAUUCAUGUUUCACUGUUUGCACUUUGCAUUCAACAAUGGGUUGAUUCGCUGUUCACCUGGAGACUUUAUCCAGUCAUUACAGUUACGGUGUGUUCUGUGUGUGUGCUUCUCUCCCUGUCCCAGGGACGAAGCUUUACAUAUGGAUGUGUCCACAAAGUUGUGGCCAGGGAUUGAGCGGGAGCAUCUUUGCCUUGGCUCCACAUUGUCACCUGGGGAGUAGAAACCCAAGACCACUAAAAGGAACCCAGAGACUAUGGGGGACGCUGGAAGGUUUCCAGACCCUCUGAGGAGAACUAGCGAAGCUCUGUGUAGUUGUUAAUUCUACCUUUUGGUUUUGAACUUGAAGUCCCUAAACUGCAAAAUCUAGUGGGUGGGAUAGUUAGAGAGAAGGUGUUUAUGUUAACUGUGGCACCAAUUCUUACUUAGUCCAGCUUGUGUAUAGUUUCUCUUGUUUUCCAUUUGGGGCACUGGGAAUGGUAAAAACAAAACAUGUAUUGAAGUACAGAGGAAGUGAAGAUGGCGUGAGUGUCAGUUAUAAUCUCCCAGAAUGUAUUUUCUUACCUCGGCAUGUACUGUAGUCACUUGAUAUUUGUAUAUGUUGCUAGAAUUUAGGCUGUUGAAAUUAGUGAGAUUCUAAUGUGUUUUUAAUAAAUUAUAUAUGUGUGUCUUGCUCAGAUUAUUUGGAUUAAAUAAAACAACCUUGACAUCA
Molecule: messenger RNA, 5548 nt
Organism: Peromyscus eremicus (cactus mouse)
Lineage: Eukaryota; Metazoa; Chordata; Mammalia; Rodentia; Cricetidae
Gene: Dcbld2
Product: discoidin, CUB and LCCL domain containing 2
Exons: 16
Coding region: 1-2328 (775 amino acids)
Source: RefSeq, a predicted model, not a curated record